AUGACCAAAAGAGUAGGUGAUUAUGAACUUGGAGCCAUCCUAGGUCAAGGAGCAUUUGGAAUGUAAUAUUCUUGUUAUAUAAUGUUUGAAAGAGUUAGAAGUGCCAUUAAUGUCAUAACAAAAUAAGAAUUUGCUAUCAAGAUUAUUGAUAAAGAAAAAAUUAAGAGAGAAGAAUUAAUUGAAAGCCUUAAAAAGGAAAUUCAUAUAUUAAUGAUCAUUAAUCAUCCUAACAUUGUAAAAUUAAUAGAAGUACAUUUAUGUAACAAAAUUAGGUACUAGCAAGCAAAACGAAAAUAUACCUGGUGUUGGAAUGGAUAAAAGGUGGAGAAUUGUUUGAUGUGAUUAGAAAUAAUAAAUACAUACAAGAACCAUAAAUGCGAAAAUAUUUUAGGUAAAUCAUAAGAGCAAUACGCUACUGUUAAUCCAAAUCAAUAGCUCAUAGAGAUCUUAAACCAGAGAAUAUUCUCAUUUGCAAUCAAACAGAUUAAAUAAAAGUCAAUGAUUUUGGUCUUAGUUCUCUUUUCUAAGAUCCAAGCAAUCUUAAUAAUGAAUUGUAUACAACAUGUGGCACUGUUCAUUAUUUAGCCCCAGAAGUUAUUUAAUCAUCAGGUUAUGAUGGACACAAGGCAGAUAUCUGGUCACUUGGAGUGAUUCUCUAUUUUUCUUGUGCUGGAUGUAAAUUUAUAUUAUUUAAUUAGAUUUACCAUUUGAAGAUGAUAAUGUUGCUAUUCUUUUAGAUAACAUAAUAACAGCAUAAUAUUUUCCAUUUCCUAAAUACUUUUCUACAGAAUUAAAAGAUUUACUAUCAAAAUUGUUAGUAACACAUCCAAAUAAAAGAAUUACUAUUGACAAUAUUAUUUAACAUUCAUGGUUUUAAACUGAUAUAUCCAAAGAAGAAUAAUAAUGGUUUUUAUAGGAUGAAUUUCCUACUCAACCAUAAGAAUUUUCUCAUCAUUAAUUAACAGUUUCUACAACCAUUUUAAAAAGUAAUCUACUUGAAAAUCCCUCUUACAUUAGAUAAAUGAAAGGAUUAGAAUUGAUCUCUUUUUUAACAGGAAAAGUUGUUAGCUAAUUACCAAAUCCAAAAAAUUAGUCUAAUUCAGAAUCAUGCUUAACUAUUAAAGGAUAGCCUGAAUAUAUUAUUAAAAAUGUUAUGGAAUAUUUCUUAGUUAAAAAACCAAUUAGUAUAAAACAAAUACAAACUAAGGACACAUUAAAAAUUAUAAUUAUAUUUAGAUUCAAAUCUGAAAUUAAAAUAUCCUUAGAGAUUUUAUGGUUAAUAAAUGAUAAAUUUCUAUUGAAUUUGUAAUUAUUAGAGGUAAAUUUUAAUUUUCCUUUUAGGGUUCUUCUGAUAUUUAUAAUGUAUUUCUCAAAUAAACUGUUUUUGAACUAAGCAACUUAAAAUGUUGA
Paramecium sonneborni is the source of this 1410-nucleotide messenger RNA. The record is from the annotation of a GenBank genome assembly. Lineage: Eukaryota; Ciliophora; Oligohymenophorea; Peniculida; Parameciidae.